Molecule: messenger RNA, 1825 nt
Organism: Rubroshorea leprosula
Lineage: Eukaryota; Viridiplantae; Streptophyta; Magnoliopsida; Malvales; Dipterocarpaceae
Source: the annotation of a GenBank genome assembly
UCAGGCGUGACUUUUGGCUUUCAUUACUAUCUCUUCUCUCUUUCUCUCUUUCUCUCUACAAAACAAAAAAACCCCAUCAAGAAUUCAUCAAUGGCGAUGUCUUCGAAAUGUUCUUGAUUCUUUCACCUAAUCAUGUUUUUUUUUUUCUCCGUUAACUUCCUCUUUUGGUACUUUUGAAGCAGACAGUAAAGAGAGGGAGAAUCAUUCUGAAAUCUGAAUUCUCAAUUUCCCCUGUUUCUGUUUCAUUUUCCUCUGUUUUUCUUGGUCUAUAAAGUCAUGGCUGUGUGGCCGGAGAAGAUGCUGGGGGAAGGUCGGAGUCGGGACAGGAAAGAAAAUCCAUCUUUCUCUACGACUCUUCUUGACGCAAUUUACCGUUCCAUUGACGAACCCAGUGGUGGAAAAGGAAAGGAGGAGGUGAUUUUCUACAGGGAAACCAUGAGGAAGAAAGUUAGUAGUGAGAAGGUUGCGGCAGGUCGUCGCAAAUCCAUGGCGGAUUUUGAUGCUGGUAUCUUAAAUUUGAGUUCGACCUCUUCGGAUUCCAGUUCCGGAGGUGGGUUUUCCUCCUCGGAGUCGGACUCUUUCUACGGUGUGAAAUCGAGGUCGUCGAGUUACACGGCGGGUUACACCGCUCAGAGGCCGAAACCGAUUCGGACGAGCGUCUCCGCCUGGAAUGAGAGGUACGUGCCUCCGCAAUUCGAAACACAAAAGCCGAAGCACGAGGGAGGUUUUAACAGGACAAAAUCGAAAGCCCUGAAGAUUUACAGCGAUCUCAAGAAGGUGAAGCAGCCAAUUUCCCCCGGUGGCCGCCUCGCGAGUUUCCUGAACUCUCUUUUCACUGCCGGAAACGCCAAAAAAGCGAAAAUUUCUUCACCUGUGUACGAGGAGGGGAAGACUCCGUCUUCAUCAACAUGUUCCUCAGCUUCUUCCUUCUCGAGAUCUUGCUUGAGCAAGACACCCUCUUCGAGGGGGAACGGUACAAAGAGGUCCGUCCGAUUCUACCCCGUCAGCAUCAUCAUAGAUGAGGAUUGCAGGCCAUGCGGACGAAAAAGCCUCCAUGAAACAGAACAGAGUACGGUAACAGACUCCAGAAACAGAGACCUUGAAUUACGAAUUAUGGAAGAAAACCGGCGAGUUGUGGAAGCUGCAAAGGAUCUACUGAAGAACUACCAGAAGAAAAAGGAGGAAUUCGACAUGAGAAAACUCAGCAACAAUGUGAACGAAGGAGAAUCUAGCGAUGAAGAAGAUGAAGAUGAUGCUGCGAGUUAUGCAAGUUCUGAUCUUUUCGAAUUGGACAAUCUGUCAGUUAUUGGUGUCGAAAGGUAUCAUGAAGAAUUACCAGUUUAUGAAACAACCCAUCUCGAUACUAAUCGAGCCAUUGCUAAUGGUUUGAUCAUGUAAUUUUCCCAGAAAAGAAAGCUCGGGGAAAUCAUCUUACUUAGUUUUCAUUAAUUAAAUUAAUAGUGUGGGGGUUUACAUCAAAGAAUAAGAUUUCUCCUUUGGUAUAGUACGGUUAAUAAUGAUAAUUUUAUUUUGGGUGUAACAUUAGUUUAGUUGAAAGCAUGUCAUCUGUUGUGAAAUUAAGAGAGAGAUUCACGGAAAAUUACUUCUAAUGAUGGCUGCGAGCAAAACCGUUCUUUUGUUGCGAGCUUUCAGGAGGAUAAUCGCAGUACCAACAAAUUAAUCAAUUUGUUGCAAAUAUUAUGCUGCCGUUGGUCUUUCAGGAUGCUGCCGCAGAUCUCCACCAUGCUGCCAAGGUGCUAUAAAUACCUAAUGAUAAGAUCAAGCAAAGGAUCGACAUCUCACACAACAAACUCAGCACAAUUUC